Vicia villosa (hairy vetch) is the source of this 732-nucleotide messenger RNA. RefSeq lists its product as uncharacterized. The coding region runs from base 143 to 418 and encodes 91 amino acids. The transcript is spliced from 7 exons. Lineage: Eukaryota; Viridiplantae; Streptophyta; Magnoliopsida; Fabales; Fabaceae. The record is from RefSeq and is a predicted model, not a curated record.
GUAAGAAUAUAAGAUGUUAGCAUAUUCUUAUUUAACUUUCUCACUCAAACCUCUCUUCAUUGUCUCUACUUUUUAUCUCUCUCUCUAUAAUUUCUCUCUUCUCUUGCAUCUCUACCUUGCUCUCACCACAAGGUAAAUAGAGAUGGCAGAGUGUAACAGAGAAGACUAUUUCGUUGCCAAUGACGUUGAGUCAACAUCUGCGGGCAAGAAGUAUGGUGGGCUUGUCCCAAAGAAAAAGCCUUUGAUAUCCAAAGAUAAUGAAAGGGCAUUUUUUGAUUCAGCAGACUGGGCAUUAUGCAAGCAAGGUGCUGGAGUGAAUCAACAAUCUACAGCAGCAGUAGAGACCCUGCGACCAAAACUACAGAAAACUCCACAUCAACAGCUUCCUCCAAGAAGACCUGCAUGCACAUCUGGUUGAAAUAAAUUUGGAAAUUAGGUUGAAUAAUUGGCACAAGGAUUUGCUCAUGAUGAAUCAAUUUUAUAAUGUCACGAUGUUUUAGCUGGUUUGAUUGUGAUGUAUAUUACCAUUAAUUCAUUUCAUGCUUUUGAUUAUUAGAACUUGAAUAAAAAUCCAUUUUAGUUCCUUUUUGCUUUCAAGGAAUUUUCAACUAUAUUUGACAUAACGUGGGGGUUGGGAUUUGAAAUGUGGUGGAUCCAAUUUCAAUAUCUCAUCUCAUGAAGAAAAUAAUUGUUGAGUGUUUAUGUAAAUACUAGUAUUAUUUUGUUAGUCUU